Molecule: messenger RNA, 1555 nt
Organism: Aphanomyces invadans
Lineage: Eukaryota; Oomycota; Saprolegniomycetes; Saprolegniales; Verrucalvaceae
Exons: 1
Coding region: 30-1097 (355 amino acids)
Source: RefSeq, a predicted model, not a curated record
UCUGCAUCCAUUCGAGAUCUGGCGCCAUCAUGGUCACCUUCGCCGUUGCCCCGGUGGAAGCCAACGUGAUCAAGGUCUGUUCGCACGACAAGAACGGCAACCCGGUGAGCUUACGCAAGGAAUAUGACGAAGAAGGAUGCACCGAGAUCUUGCAGUCCUCCCCAAAUCUUGACGGCGAUGCCGUGCUGCCAUCGCCCAACGGAUUCGUGUUGGGUGUCGUUCGUGCAUACAACGAGCACCACCAUCUAAUCUUGCGUCCUGACGAUGUGUGGCUCGCCAUUGCGACACAAUUUGGAUUGUUCGUGAACAAGAAUGCGGAAGAAGUGCGCCACAGUUUGGUCAAACACCAAGAAGGUUCCAAGGAACUAGUUGUAUUCGGUGGGGGUACUCUACGCACUGCCAACUAUGGCGAAUUGGCCUCUCAAAUGAUCGAUCAAAUGACCGACCACCUCGUUGACCCAUCCCUCAGCGAGUGGAUUUUGCCGUCGUUCAGCACCACCACGAACCACGAUCGCAUCGUUGGCAGUGUCGUCAUGAUGGCGUCCAUGAAGAAAUACUUUUCGUACAAGUUUGUCCUUCGGUGUGGCGUUCCCAGCGUGACUCUGCUUGGUACUGUCGCUGACUGGGAAGCCAUUCGAAAUCGCGUGGACAAGCUGACGUCGUUUGGGCCCAUCGCGACGGGGUGGCGGGACUUGCUCGUGCCCGUUUUGGACCAAUUUGUGGCAGCGGCCAACAACAAACCGGACGUCGAGUUUUGGCAACGCAUUUGCCAUUAUUAUCCUGGGGGAUCUGGGCCAAGUUACUUGAGCGGAUGGAUCACUGUAUUCACCGUAUUCGGUGAAAACGGUGAGUGGCAAGGAAGCGAGCGCGUGGUACGCGGACGACACGAGGAGGUUCGGAGUGACUUUCCUGUGAUCGAUACGAAUGAUGUCGCGCCUGGCUACCUCACAGUGAACGUGACCAUCGAUGACAACGGCGUCGAGUACAAGAGCCUCAUGUUUGCGGGCCACUUGUCGUUCGAGAAGGUCCAGGAGCGUUCGAUUCAACCGAGUUUGUCGUGGGCGAUGGUGCUCAAGGGCAAGGCCGAGUCCAAAUAACGUCGUCAGUGAUGGUUUCACCAACCCAAUUGGAUAACAUUGCGUUUCAAUGGAAAGGAUUCACUUGGAGAAAGUGGUGCAAGUCUAUCGUAGCUAUUGAUGGACCGGCUCCCGCUACUGUAGACCAGUGCACGAUGCAUUGUUGCCCGCCAAAGCAAGAGGAGCCUCGAUUGUUGUCAUAGUUGGAGGUACGGCCGAUUUAUCCACGCCAAGGGAGAUCCAUGCGACGCAUCAUCAGGAAGCCGCAACCACGAGGACAGGGUGCUCGCACGCAAUGCUGCUCUACCAGAUUCACUACAGCCUCCUCGGUCAACCGCCGCGCGCGGUCUCAAGAGUUUUGGUCCUGGUCUUGGAGCAAGGGAAAGGCCGAUCGACAAACACUUGUGCAUGUUUCAAAUUCUUUUCUGCCUGGGUUGCUGAUGCCACUGUAGAGUACAAUUAUUUAAAUUCAAGUUGGC